Agrilus planipennis (emerald ash borer) is the source of this 2487-nucleotide messenger RNA. RefSeq lists its product as uncharacterized. The transcript has 7 exons. Gene Ontology annotation, molecular function: protein binding. Bases 48 to 2396 code for a protein of 782 amino acids. The record is from RefSeq and is a predicted model, not a curated record. Lineage: Eukaryota; Metazoa; Arthropoda; Insecta; Coleoptera; Buprestidae.
UGUUCAUUUUGUUUCAGUUAUUCAGAAAACAGAAAGCAGUGGGCCCAAUGAGUAGAAGCUCUUCAAGGCCUCGUAGCAGCCAGGCGGGAUUGAAACGUCCUCCAAGGCCUCCGCCGCACCCUGAUCCUAACUUAAACUCUCCAUUGUUGGGACAACGAUCGCGGUCUCUAACAACUCUACAGCAGGCGGUUAUUCUUCAGCCCAGGAUGGCUCAGUUGGAAACAUUGGAAGCAAAGAUGGCCAGUAUAGAGGUUUCUCUGUCGAAUUCUCACAGACGAAAAAAAAGUGGCUCCCUUUUUCGUACAAGUGUUUCAAAAGACGGUGAAGUCGAAGCUUUAAGAAAAUCUAUAAGGGAAAAGGACGAUGCACUUCAGAAUGUGAAGCUCAUCGUGCCUGGGUUAAAACUUAGAGAAUCGUGCAAUAGUAACCAACCCUUUACGGAGAAAGAAAAAGCGCAAAUUGAUAACGCUCUUACUACAUUAAAGUCGGAAGUUGAAGCGAAAAAACUGGCAAUAAAGAAUCUAAAAAUGGCUCUAGACCGCUUGGAUAUUUCAGACAACAUCGACGUGCGAAUCCGACAGGCGGAGUUGGAAUUCCAGCUGGGUCGCGAAGAGCUUAAUUUAUUGACUCUGCUAGAGGAGGCGAGGGCGCUUCAGGCCUGUCUCGACGAGGCCGAAAGAAGAUUCAGCGCCCCAGACGCUCACACGCUAUACAGGUGUGUAACUAACCUUGGUGUUCCCGUUCGACUUUUAACUGUUGAAGUGGAAUUCGAUCCACGCAAUCCUAAAUUUGGAGCCGGUCCAAAAGAAAAACAAGCAGGACUUUGGGUGGACUGGGCAUUGCAGGACACAGGAAUUAAAGAAGGCGACAGACUAGUGGAAGUCAAUGGCAAAAUCGUAUUGGACAAAAGUCGAGAAGACCUUCAGAGGCUGCUUUCUGCAGCACCUGAUCCUGCACAGAUUGUUCUUCUUCGGGGGCAAUUUGAAGAAAACAAGAACCUGUCCGUAAGUUGCGAUAGUCCCGAAGAAAUAACGAGCUUAAAAAGUGAACUGGGGGUGGUUCGAGAAAGGGCAGAAGAAACCCAGCGAAUUAAAGAUGGAUUAAUUGCAGACAACAUCAGACUUACACACAGAAUAUCAUAUUUAGAAGAACAGGUUGCUGAACUGUUAAGUCGCCAACAAAAACUUGAUGGCAAAGAUAUUCGUCAGCUGGCCCCCAAAUCAACAACCACAAAACAAAACGUCACUAGUAUUAAUAUUAAUGCGCCACCGGGUACCGUUGCUUCGCAAAGCUGCAGUACCGCAAUUCAAGUUUUUCAAAAGGGCCACCUAACUGCUUUGGUCAAUCUGAACGAGGAUCGUCCAAAAAGCAGUCUCUCUAGUAACGGAAUAUCAACUCCUAUAGGUAAAGGUCACAGCCAUAAAACACAUCGGCACAAGCAGCAUAAAGGACAAAACGAAGAAAAUAAUCCCAGAACCGUUUACCAAAACGGUUUCGACAAACACAAAGAGCGCACCAGUGACAUAAAUAAAUCUUACGAAAAUAGAAUAAGAGACUACAAAGACAGUAGCAAGAUGAAUUACCGUAAUGGUCACUGCAACAAUAGCGUGUCUUUUGAUUAUGACGAUAACAACUCCAACAUCAGUCAGAAUGGUUAUAGUAAUGAAGAAAGCGAAUCUUUGAACGAAAAAGAGAUGCAGUGGAAAGACAGACGAAGAUCGUGCAAUUUACAAGAAAGACUUGAGAACAAAAAAAUCUUCAACAAUCCCGAUAACUCAGUUGCAAGUGAUAGUUAUAGAAAGGCAACGAAAAUAGUUGAAGAUCUAAUGUAUUACAAAUCCAAUGGUCACAACAUAAAGGCCUGUGAAAAGAUUGAGCGUUGCGGCGCAGAUAUAUUGAGACACUUUAAUUCCAGAAAAUCCGCUUCUGUAGCCGAACUGCUGAAUCAAAGGAACGACAAAAAAUAUCACCCAGAAUUUAAAAGCGUUGAAGAACUGGACAUGAUAGCUUCUAAUAACGUAAUUACAACAAAUACAAGUUUAACCAAUGGUAUUAUCGAUUCUAGAAGCGUCAAAUCGUUGGAUUUCGAUAGUGAUUGUACCAGUAUUAAAAGUACAAAUAACAGCGCUCAGAAAUACACCGGAUACACUUCAGAACCUAUUGAUGCAAACAUAAGGCUGAGAUGGGGAGAAAAAGCUAGACCAACACCACCUAAGAAACCGAUUAGAUUAUCGCUUCAUAAAGCGCAAAGUUUACAAAUGGUGGAUACGCAAAUUUCAAUUGCUGGUUUUGAUCCUAGAAAACCUAUGAAGAGAAACCACCGUGGUGAAACGCAAACAUUAGAACAAGAAUCUGCUGUAACUGCUACAAGAACGUCUUAUAGGAUAAAUGCUUAAGAAAUAAAUGUUUUAGUCUUACUGUAUAUUAAUGAUCUCCUAAUGUUAAUACACUCUUAAUUUCAGUACAUAAUUUCACUUUGUUUUAAUU